AUCGUUCCGCGUUUUAUGGUGAACAAAGCAAUAUUUUGAUUUUAAAAGUCUUAGUUUACUUGACAACAAUUGAAGUUCUGAACACAGGAUUGUUCUUAAACAAUUCCGAGGCCAGAGACUGACGUGUAGAGCUGCUUUCCUUAUAGGCCUGCAGAAUUGGUGCAGUUCGGUCUUAUACUUUACUAUAGAUACAACCCUCCUUCUCUUCGCACUAUAUACUCACACUAUGCAAACCUUUAAUUGUUUCACUAAACCCGUGCACUGCACUCACCAACCCGGAGCUGGAACCCUGGAGAAGAAACACGUCCUGCUCAAGGGGAAAGAUGUUCCUGUCUUUGUCCGGGAGGAUUCUAUCUAUACCGGAUACAGGACAACACUCGGAUACACGGAAUGCAUAAAAAGUGUUUUCCGACUUCACAACGAGACUGUGAACAUUUGGAGCCAUUUCCUUGGAUUCCUUUAUUUUGGUUUUCUUCUUUGCAUCAACAUUUUUCAAUCCCAUCCUCACAACAGGAGUUCUGCUGAUCUUAUUGCUGUCUGUAUCCAGCUUGUAACCUAUCAGAUCUGUAUGAUCCUCAGCAGUAUGUUCCACACAUUCCUUUGCCAUAGCGAAAGAGUAAAAUAUAAGUGGAAGGAAGCGGAUCAUUCAGGGAUACUCAUAGCACUUUGGGGCACUUAUACUAGAAUUAUUGUAACAAACUUCUCCUGUUUCCCGUCCUGGUUGCUGUUUCAUCUGCUCCUGGUGACCAUCCUGUUCUCCUUGGUGUUUCUGCAGCGCUGGUGGAACAGGGAGAAGCGGCAAAAGGGCGGGGUGGAGCUAUACCUGUUCCUAGCCCUCUCUAUGUACGCUGUAGCUCCUCUAGCUCAUUGGCUGAGUAUAUCACCUACACUUGUACAUAACAACACGACGGCACAGAAAAUCUUCUGGAUCCUGGUUCCCUACGGAUUGGGUGGUUUAGGACUGUUCUUCUAUAUAUCUCGUAUCCCUGAGAGAAUAGUUCCACCUGGUCAAGUAGAUCUAUGUGGGGCUUCACACCAGCUCUGGCAUAUUUUCAUCCUUGCAGGUAUGGUGUCCUGGUAUGAUUUGACCUGCUGGCUAUCCACUACUCGACCCCAGUCCUGUCAGCUGAUAUCUAGCUUCUAGAAACUUCUGUCAGCUGUUAUGUAGCUUCAAGAAACUCUUGUCAACUGAUGACUACCUUCUAGAAACUUCUGUCAGUUGAUAUCUGGCUUCUAGAAAACCUCUGCAGCUGAAUUUUAGCCUUUAGAAAUCUUAUUUCUAGAAAUGUCUGAUAGCUAAAAUUUAGCUUCUAGAAUCUUAUAAAGAUUAAAUCUGGUUUCUAAAAACUUUUCUUGAAUCUUAUUUCUAGAAACGUCUGAUAGCUAAAAUUUAGCAUCUAGAAUCUUUUAAAGAUUAAAUCUGGUUUUUAAAAGCUCUUUUAAAAUCUUAUUUCUAAAAACGUUUGAUAGCUGAAAUUUAGCUUCUAGAAUCUUUCAAAGAUUAAAUCCGGGUUUUAAAAGCUUUUUUUUAAAUCUUAUUUCUAGAAACGUCUGAUAGCUGAAAUUUAGCUUCUAGAAUCUUUUAAAGAUUAAAUCUGGUUUUUAAAAGAUUUUUUAAAAUCUUAUUUCUAGAAACGUCUGAUAGCUGAAAUUUAGCUUCUAGAAUCUUUUUUAAGUUGAAAUCUAAUUUCCAGAAUCUGUGUCGGUGUUGGGUCAUUUCAUAGAUGGACAUUUUUUAGAUAACAAAUUCAUAGAUAAGACAUUUUACAAACAUUUCAUAGACAGGACA
Eurytemora carolleeae is the source of this 1789-nucleotide messenger RNA. RefSeq names its product progestin and adipoQ receptor family member 3. Gene Ontology annotation, molecular function: signaling receptor activity. Bases 227 to 1144 code for a protein of 305 amino acids. Gene Ontology annotation, cellular component: membrane. NCBI's taxonomy places the organism in Eukaryota, Metazoa, Arthropoda, Copepoda, Calanoida, Temoridae. The record is from RefSeq and is a predicted model, not a curated record. The transcript has 7 exons.